AUGAUAUUAAUAUCUAUUCUAAAAAUUUUGAAGAACAUCUAACCCACUUGGAAGAGGUCUUUUAUCGAUUAAACUCUGCUGGCCUUAGACUAAAACCUACUAAGUAUCAUUUCAUGAAGCAAAAAUUAAAAUUUUUAGAUCAU
Molecule: messenger RNA, 143 nt
Organism: Racocetra persica
Lineage: Eukaryota; Fungi; Glomeromycota; Glomeromycetes; Diversisporales; Gigasporaceae
Source: the annotation of a GenBank genome assembly